AUGGCUGUGAUGGAGAGCAGUGUUUGGAAAUGGCUCAAUCUAGUCCUUUUCCUUUGUUUCGUUGCUGUUGUCAAGAUUUCUGACACCCUUGUUGUUGAAGUCCCAAAACCAAUAGGACCAGUCACUGCUGAUGGACUGGGCUCUGGGCCGUUCUUCAUGGUGACAUUUCCUUCACUGAUUGAGUCUGGCUCUGAAGCUAAAUUGUGUGCUAGUCUUCUGAAGCCCAAAGGGAGUCUCACAAUGACCAUUUCUCUGAUCGAUGAGAAAAGCUCAGAAAUUCAACUUGUGCAGCAGACGUCCCGGAGGAAGUUUCACAGCUGUUUUCAUUUCCAGGCUCCUCAAGUAAGUGGAGAUUCAGUGCAGACGGUGAGGGUGGUUGUUCAGGGAAAGUCCUUCAAAAUGACUGAAGAGCGUAAAGUGAUGUUCAGGUCUUAUCUGCCUCUGACCUUCAUCCAGACAGACAAACCCCUCUACAAUCCAGGACAGACAGUGAAUUUCAGAGUUCUUACAAUGAGUGAUAAGUUUGUGCCUCAAGACCAAAUGUACAGUCUGGUAGUGGACAAUAACAAGAUCCGAAUUCAUCAGUGGACAAACAUUUCAUCCACAAACUGGAUAUUGGAGCUUUCUCAUGUCUUAGACAGAGAAGCACAGGUUGGGACGUACACACUGAGGGCUUAUAUUGGUGAUCGAAUGAUCUCCCACUUUGAUGUGAAAAAAUAUGUUUUACCCAAGUUUGAUGCAACUCUAAACACACCGCAGACGUAUAGUGUUGCAGAUGUGGGACUGAAAAUUGAGGCUUGUGGAAAAUACACAUAUGGGCAGCCUGUACCCGGUCAAGUGUUUGUGAACCUGUGCCGUCAACCUCUUACCUUCAUUCAGGAUUCUAAAGUGACCAGCAUUUGUCUGAAUGAAACUGCUUGGAUGAACGACACCGGCUGUGCCUCUCUAACACUCAGUACAUCAACAUUUUUUUGGCACCAGUUUUGAGAAUAACCUGCAGAUUCCUUCAUUGUUAAUGUCAACGUCACAGAGAAGGGAACAGAUGUUGUCAUGUCAAAAUCUGCAACUGUGUCGAUUACAUUUGAAGUUGGCAAGGUCACAUUUGUGGAUCUCCCGAUAUUCUAUGAUUAUGGGUCAACGGUGAAUGGGAAGGUCUCUGUGACUGAUUUCAAUGGUAACCCAGUCAGUACCAAGGUAGUCUAUCUGCUGGACAGCAGCAUAUGGCCCAACAAGAUGCUCUUCAAUGUGACCACAGAUGAAAGCGGAUUUGCAGAGUUCUCCCUCAACACUACUAGUUUUCCUAAAGCUAAUCUGAACCUUGUGGCAAGUGCAACUCCACAGGGUUAUUUUGAUUCUAAUUCGCCACACUUUGCUACAGAUACACAGGUGGUUCAGCUUUCCCAAACUGCUGCUCCUGACAACCCAACCUUUAGUGAUCUGUCUAUAGUGACUCUACAGCAGCCUCUGAAGUGUGGCACCACUUAUCCAGUGACUGUCAAGUAUUCAUUUGUUGGAGAGACUGGCGACUACAGUGCUGACAUCAUCUAUAUGGUCAUGUCCAGAGGAGUUCUCGUUCUGCAUGGCUAUAAACCUGUUCAAGCUCUGGCUUCUAAUACCCUCACGAAUGGCACUGUGAUCUUUGAUCUCCCGGUCCAUGCAAAGAUGGCUCCGAUGGUGCAGAUUCUGGUCUUCUGUGUUCUGCCUAGUCAGACUGUAGUGACUGGUAGUGCAUCUUUUAACACUGAGAAGUGCUUCUCAAAUCAGGUUUCUCUACAGUUCUCUCCUGCUACAGCUGUUCCUGGUGAAGGAAAUGUUUUGACCGUCUCUGCUCAAGCAGGAUCUCUAUGUGGCCUCAGUGCUAUAGAUCAAAGUGUCCUGAUCAUGCAGUCAGGAGGACGUCUGAAUGCAGAUUCGGUGUUUAACAUGCUCCCUCUCCAAUCACUAUCUGAUUAUCCACCUGGUGUUGAAGAUCUACAGGACUGCCUAAAUGUUCGACCUCUUCGAGCUGUUCCUACAGAUCAAGCUUAUAACACCUUUAAGAGUGUGGGAAUUAAGAUUGCAACAAAUCUGCCAGUUCGAGAACCUCAGUGCCUAACAUACAGAGGGCUGAACUACUAUCGCAACUUCCAGGGUGUUCCCUUUCAACCUCUAGAAAGUUUUGAAAUGCUUGAAAGUGUUGCUGCACCUGUAGCACUAGAAGAACAUGUUGGAGGUGACAGAGGUUCCCCUGCUGAUGUGACCAUCAGGACGUACUUUCCAGAAACCUGGAUCUGGCAACUCAUUACUGUGGGAGACUCUGGGUCCACAUCAGUUCCCCUGACAGUUCCUGAUACGAUCACCACAUGGGACACUGAGGCCUUCUGUCUAGCCUCCAGUGGUUUUGGUCUGGCUCCACCAGUUCUGCUGACCUCCUUCCAGCCCUUCUUCCUGGAGCUCACCCUGCCUUACUCCAUAAUCCGUGGGGAAAUUUUAAAACUGAAGGCCACGGUCUUUAAUUAUCUGUCCCAAUGCAUCAAGGUUCAAGUGACUCCAACACCAUCCUCCAACUUCACUCUUAAAUCCAUUGGUCACUAUUCAACCCAUCUCUCUGCCAACGGGAGAAAGACCUUCAAAUGGGAUUUAACUGCUUCUGUUAUUGGAACCGUAAAUGUGACCAUCAGUGCCCAGGCCAACCCAUCAGAGCAACUGUGUGACAAUCAGGUUGUGACCGUACCAUCAAGAGGACACACUGACAUUGUCACUCGAAGUCUGCUGGUUCUGGCUGAAGGAGUAGAAAGGACCUUUACCCGGAGUUGGUUACUCUGUCCAAAGGGAAGCAUGCUUUCGGAGCAUGUGAAGAUCACAUUUCCAACAAAAGUCAUCCAGGGAUCAGCCAGAUGCUCUGUAUCAGUCAUAGGGGACAUAAUGGGUCUUGCACUGAAGAAUUUGGCAAACUUGCUACAGAUGCCUUAUGGCUGUGGAGAACAGAAUAUGAUCAUUCUUGCUCCCAAUAUUUACACCCUGCAAUAUCUGAAAGUAACUGCACAGCUCACCCCGGCCAUCCAAGACACUGCCAUGAAUUAUUUUCAGAGUGGUUAUCAAAGAGAGCUGAACUACAGGCACCGCGAUGGUUCAUUCAGCACUUUUGGUUAUGAUGAGUCCAAUACAUGGUUGACUACCUUUGUCAUGAGGACUUUUGGCCUAGCGAAGGACUUCACCUACAUAGAUCCCAAUGUUCUACAGAGUGCAAAGGACUGGUUGAUAAGCAAGCAGGGUUCAAAUGGUGGUUUUAUGCAACAGGGGACUCUGUACCACAGUGACAUGAAGGGUGGGGUUGAUGAUAACGUGACUAUGACUGGCUACAUAGUUGCAUCGCUGCUUGAAAUUGGAGUUCCAGUCACGGAUCCUGUCAUUACUAAGGCUCUGUCAUUUUUGAGGCCUCUUGUUGGGAAUCUGGGAAACACUUAUGUAACUGCUCUGCUCGCCUAUACCUUCAGUCUGGCUGGAGAGACCAACACCCGAGCACAGCUUUUAAGUGCCCUGAGAAACAUUGCCAUUUCUGAAGGUACUACUCUCCACUGGUCUCAGACUUCUUCUGGCAAUACUCUGGCAGUGGAGAUCAGUGCAUAUGUGCUGCUAGCAGUUCUCACUGUACAGCCUGUGACCACUGCUAAUCUGGGCUAUGCUAACCGCAUUGUCAACUGGCUUGUGGCCCAGCAGAAUCCCUAUGGUGGCUUUACCACCACUCAGGACACAGUGGUGGCUCUUCAGGCCAUGGCUCUGUAUGCUGCACGAGUCUUCAGCCCUGGAGGCUCCAGCACAGUCACAGUUCAGUCCUCGGUGCCAGCAGGAGAUGUGUUCAACUUUGAUGUUACUCCCAACAACCGCCUGCUGUAUCAGGAGAAUCCACUGAAGAACUUUCCAGGCACAUAUAGUGUUGUAGCAACUGGAUCUGCCUGUGCUUCUGUACAGGUUUUCUGUUUCUACAACAUCCCAACUCCUGUUAGAGUUUCCAAAACACUGAGUGUUGUUGCGACGUUGACUGGAAACUGCCAGGCUGCACCAGUCAAUUUAAUGUUGACCUUUACAGUAAAUUACAAUGGUCCAAAACCAACUACUAACAUGGUUCUGGUGGACAUUAAGCUCUUGUCAGGAUUCACUGCAGAUACCUCACUGCUUGGAUCUCCACCCAAUUUUGCUCCAUUAGUGCAGAGGGUUGAUUCUGAUGGUGAUCAUGUCCUUGUCUAUCUACAAGAGGUUCCCAAAGGCAUCCCUGUGACCUACAGUAUACAGCUGACACAGACUGUUGCUGUGCAGAAUCUCAAGCCAGCGGUCAUCAAUAUUUAUGACUAUUAUCAGAGAAGUGACAGUUUUGAGACCACUUACACGUCCCCCUGUCCAUGAUUGUUUCAGUUCUGACUACUGAAUUUUGAAAAUAAAAGUCC
Danio aesculapii is the source of this 4424-nucleotide messenger RNA. It is a transcript of the gene a2m3d, whose product is annotated as alpha-2-macroglobulin-P. Gene Ontology annotation, cellular component: extracellular region. The record is from RefSeq and is a predicted model, not a curated record. NCBI's taxonomy places the organism in Eukaryota, Metazoa, Chordata, Actinopteri, Cypriniformes, Danionidae. Gene Ontology annotation, molecular function: endopeptidase inhibitor activity.